AUGGCCCGGCCCUCCCGUUUCGGGCCGAACUGGCCCCGGCCCGGCCUCCCCGGGGACCUGAGUGGGCCGACUGGCCCUCCCCGCCCGCCCCGGGGACCUCGGCGGGCCCAGUUGGCCCGCCCGCCCGGGGACCCGGCCCGGGCCUCGGCUGGGCCCAGUGGCCCGCCCGCCCCACCCGGGAACCUCAGCGGGCCGACUGGCCCCGCCCUCCGCCCCGCCCGGAGGACCUCGGCGGGCCCAGUGGCCCGCUCAGCCCGGGGUGACCUCGGCGGGCCCAGUGGCCCGCCCACAGGCCCCGGGGACCUCGGCGGGUGCCUGUCCCGGCCCCGCCCGCCCGGGGUGGACCUCGGCGGGCCGACUGGCCCCGCCCGCCCCUCCCGGGGACCCUCGGCGGCCGACUUAGGCCCCCCGCCCCGGUACCGGGACCUCGGCGGGCCGACUGGCCCGCCCGCCCGACCCGUGACCUCGGCGGGCCCAGUGGCCCCUCCCGCCCCGGGGACUCUCGGCAGGCCCAGUGGCCCGCCCGCCCCGGGGAACCUCGGGCGGGCCGAAUGGCCCGGGCCCGCCGCCCCGGGGCCGGGGACCUCGGCGGGCCGACUUGGCCCGCCCGCCCCGGGUGACCUCGCCGGGUCCGACUGGGCCCCGCCCCGACCCGCCCCGUGGAGCCUACGGCGGGCCCCAGUUGGCCCCCCGCCCCCCCACCCGGGGACCUCGGCGGGCCCAGUGGGCCCCGCCCUGCCCCACCCCGGGGACCCUCGGCGGGCCCCAGUGGCCCGCCCGCCCCGGGGACCGGGUACCUCGGCGGGCCGACCUAACCCGCCCGCCCCGGGGACCUCUCGGCGGGCCGAGCUGCCCGCCCGCCCCGGGGACCUUCGGCGGUCCCGCCCAGUGGCCCGCCCUCCCCGGGAACCAUCGGCGGGCCCGACUGGCCCGCCCUCCGCCCCGAGGACCCUUCGGUCGGUGGCCCCAGUUGGCCCGCCCGCCCCGGGUGUACCUCGGCGGGCCCCAGUGGCCCGCCCCUGGCCCGCCCCGUCCCCGGGGACCUCGGCGGGCCCCAGUGGGGCCCGCCCGCCCCGGGGACCUCGGCGGGUGCCCCAGUGGCCCACCCACCGCCCCACGGGGACCUCUUGCGGGCCGAUUGAACCCCGCCCGCCCACCGGGGUGACCUCUGGCGGGCCGACUUGGCCCUCCCCCCCGGGGCCCCGGGGACCUCGGGCGGGCCCCAGUUGGCCCGCCCAGGGCCCGGGGACCUCGGCGGGUCCCAGUGGUGCCCGCCCGCCCCUGGGGUGGCCCUGGGACCUCGGGCCCCGGGCCCAGUGGCCCGCCCGCCCCACCCGGGGACCUCGUCGGGUGCCCAGUGGCCCGCCCGGCCCCGGGGACCAUCCUGCGGGUCCCGAACUGACCCGCCCGCCCCGGGGCCUCCGGGUAUCUCGGCGGGCCGACCUGGCCCGCCCACGCCCCGGGGACCUCCGGCGGGCCCCAGUGGCCCCCCGCCCCUGUCCCGGGGACCCUCGGCGGGCCCCAGUUUUGCCCCCCGCCCCCCCGGGACAUCGGUCUGGCCCAGUGGCCCCCGCCAGCCCCGCGGACCUCGGCGGGCCCCAGUGGCCCCCCGCCCCGGGGCCCCGGGACCUCAGGCGGGCCCAGUGGCCCCCCCUCCCCAGGGGCCCCGGGGCCCUCGGUCGGGCCCAGUGGCUCGCCCUCCCUCGCCCCGGGGGACCUUGGGGCGGGCCCCCAGUGGCCCCCCCCGCCCCGGUCCCCGGGGACCUCGGCGGGCCUCGACUGGUACCCCAACCCCCCCGCCCGCCCGUUGUGACCUCGGCGGGCCGACUGCCCGCCCGCGGAGCGGGGACCUCGGCGGGCCGACUGGCCCGCCCGCCCCACGGGGACCUCGGCGGGCCCCCAGUGUGGCCCGCCUGCCCCGGGGACCUCGGUCGGGCCCAGGAGGCCCGCCGAGGUCCCCGGGGCGGGCGGGCCAGGAGGCACGCCGAGUUCCCCGGGGCGGGCGGCCAGGAGGACACGCCGAGGUCCCGGGGCGGGGCAGGCGGGCCAGGAGGCACGCCGAGGUCCCCGGGGACCUCGGCAGGCCUCCUGGCCCGCCCGCACCCGGGGAACUUGGCGUGCCUCUUGGCCCAUCCGCCUAUGGGGACCUCGGCGGCGCCUCCGGCUUGCCCGCGCCCCGUGCACCUCAGCGGGCCUCCUGGCCCGCGCAGCCCCGGGACCUCUGCGAGCCUCCUGGCCCGCCCGCCCCGGGGACCUCGGCGAGCCUCCUGGCCCGCCCGCCCCGGGGAUCUCGGCGGUCCUCCGGGCCCGCCCGCCCCUGGGUCCUCUGCGAGCCUCCUGGCCCGCCCGCCCCGGGGACCUCGGCGAGCCUCCUGGCCCGCCCGCCCCGGGGAUCUCGGCGGUCCUCCUGGCUCGCCCGCCCCUAGGCGGUUCGGCGGGCUUUGCCCGCCGUCCCUGCAUAUACUUACCCUUUGCUUAGUCCUAGAACCCUGGGCACCUGCUCCGGCACUUUCCAAUUGUCCUUCGUCAGGCAUCUGUAAUUCCCCUUCAGGUUCUUCCGCUUGCAAAUCAAUUUCUCCUUCGCUCAUCUCGUCUGUCGGGCCUCAUCUCCCCGCUGCUCCUUCAGUUCGGCCUGGACACCAGUCUUCCUCUCCACCGGAUUGA
Macrobrachium nipponense is the source of this 2664-nucleotide messenger RNA. Its product is annotated as basic proline-rich protein-like. Lineage: Eukaryota; Metazoa; Arthropoda; Malacostraca; Decapoda; Palaemonidae. The transcript has 4 exons. Bases 1 to 2664 code for a protein of 887 amino acids. The record is from RefSeq and is a predicted model, not a curated record.